UCUGUAAGGGUGGACGGAUUAGCUGUAUCAAGAUAGCGUGCCCCCCACGCUCAUGCUCCCAGUAUGGUGUGGUAAGUCCGGGGGGUGGGGGUGUGUCCAUCAGGCUAAUGCUCCAAGGAUGGUGUGGUCCUCCAGUCUCAUGCUCCCACGAUGGUGUGGUAAGUCCGGGGGGGGGGGGGUUGGCAGAUUUCAUAAUAAGUUUUUUUCAGUUCAGGUAUUUGGUCUAACAUUUUUGUAAAAUUGGUCCUCCAGUCUCAUGCUCCCACGAUGGUGUGGUAAGUCCGGGGGGGGGGGAUUGGCAGAUUUCAUAAUAAGUUAUUUUCAGUUCAAGUAUUUGGUCUAACAUUUUUGUAAAAUAUCCGUGGCGCUGGUAUUUUGAAAAUGAUUCUAAUGGGAAUAGAAAUGGGCAAUAUAGAGAACUUUAUACAGAACAAAGAAAGAAUAUUCAUCUAACUUUGUUAUUUUGAAAGUCUUUUUAUGUAAUAAAAUUUGACAUUAUUAACGAAUCUUGCGAGUGUCUGUCCAUUUUAUACAUAUUAAAGUGUUUCAGGCUAAGCUCUGUCUCUCCAUGACAUAGGAAAUUAGGUUAACGACUCACAUAUAUUUUCAUACCAAUGAUUUGUGCUAUUCACUCAAUUUUUUCGGUUCCACAUUAUUUUUUUUUUAAAGUAUGUCUUUUUACAUCAGUUGAAUUUUGUGUCUUAAAUGGUGCUUUUUGUGUGUGUGUGCGCUCAGCACAGUGGAUAAUUUAAGUUUAUUAAAACUUUAAUUUUAUUCGCCAGGUGUACAAUGAUGGCGAGUCGGUUCCAUCUGGAGACUGUAACAUAUGUAUCUGUAAUAAUGGAAGCAUUGAUUGUACCAAAAUAGUAUGUCCAGUAACAUGUACAUUCAAAGGAAUAGUAAGUUGUAUAUUAUAUCUUUCAAAUCGCACAAUUUUAGGUUAUAUUAUUGAUUAUUUAAAAGUAUGUCUUUUUACGUCAGUACAAUGGUUUGUUUUAAACUAAGUUGUCUUAAAUGGUGUAUCUUGUGUGUGUGUGUGCAUGGCAAUGGGUCCCUAAAUUAGUUUUUAAAACUUAAUUUUUUUUAACCAGGUGUACAACGAUGGCGAGUCGGUACCAUCAGGAGACUGUAACACAUGUACUUGUAACAAUGGAACUGUUGUGUGUACCACAAGAGCCUGUCCCAUAACAUGCUUUUUUAACGGAAUUGUAAGUUGUAUUUUGUUUUAUUCAGAACACACAAUUUUUCGGUUAUAUUUUUAGACUUAGGUUGCACGUGAAUCUUAUUUAUAAUUCUGAAAUGGAGCAUAACAAACAAAACAAAAACAGGCCAACAACAGUUUUUUAAAAGUCUUUUUCUUAUUGUGGCUCAGCAGAACUGUUAGAUGGAUAGACAUUGGGAAAGUGUAAUAAAUUUAAAAUGUAUAUAUAAUUAAAUACAAACUACCCAGUUCUUUUUGUAAACUCUUAUUUAAAGAUUGGUAAGGCGAUUUGUUUACAAAAUAUGAAUAUUCCAUAACUUUAAAUUUCAAGAACUUAAAUAUAAAUUCGUGCUAAAUUAAUGAUUUUUUUUCUUCACUGCCAGUUUGAAUAUGUCGCCUUUAGAGAUUAUUUGAUUGUUGAAAAAUUAAAAUGUCUCGCAACACUAAGCCGCCUUUACACAAUUUCAAAACUUUCUGACGUAGACGUAGAGAAAGGUGGUAAGGAAUAUAUAGUUACUUCAUAACGCAAUCUAUUUCUUAAAUAAAUCUUUGGAAUAAAAAUAUUUAAAUGAUCUAAGAUGUUUAACUCUGUACGUACCUAAGAUGGUUAAAUCUUGGCGGCUUACCUAAGAUGGUUAAAGCUGUAUUUAUCGGAAAUGGUUAAUUCUCUACUUAUCAAACAUAAUAAACUCUUCAUAGGGAUACAAAUGGUUAACGUUUUAUCUGUUAUUUUCAAACAGAAAUCAAUGUUCUUUUCUUGAUAUUUGUUACUUUUUCUAACAUAGUUUGUUGGAUCAGAGAUCAGAAAUAAGAGAUUUGCAACACAAACCAAGACUAUCAUUAAUUUCUUAAAUAUUUUUUUUUUUUUUUUUAUAAACAUAAUAAAAAAGAAUGUCUUACUAAUAUGCAAGCAAAAGCAUGAAAUUAAACCACUCUAUGCCCGUAUUAAAAAGCAAGUUAACUUUUUUUUUUCGUGGAAUAGUUGUUUAAAUUUUUUUUUAUAAAUUUCAAUUCUAUUUUAAUUAUAUUCGUUUAUUACGUGUCGUGGAACUGGAAUUUUGAAUGAAUUUAAAUUUUUGAAUGGAAUUUUUGAAUGAAAUUGUAUGAAUGAAUUUAGCGAAUGAAUAAAAAGGUGUUCAAACUUUUGCAUCAUUUCAGAUGAUUUUUUAAAACUGCUGAAGACUAUCAGAACAAUAUUGUGGGAGCUUAUUUUAUAUAUCUAGUAAUUUAAAAAAAAAAAUUAUCAUGGAAAUGAGUUGAAAUCACUCUUUUCUGCCCAAUAAUUUUUAUACUGGUAUUUUGAUUGGGCCAUAAUUGCAAAGUCAGGAUUUUUAUGAAGCAAAGAUAAAUAAGUAUUUAAGUUAUGAAUCCCCCCCACCCCCCAUUUUAACGGAAUUAAAUAUCAGCUUUGUAUAUCUGAUUUUUUAUUUUUAUAGGUUUACUACGAAGGAGACUCUGUGCCUUCUGGAGACUGCAACAAUUGUACGUGUAGGCAUGGAAUUGUGGAGUGCACUAAAAUAUAUUGCCCUUCCAUCUGUACAUUCAAUGGAGUCGUGAGUUUUAUGUUUAGCUUUGCUUUGCCAGGAACAUUAUUGAAUUGGGGAACUUUUUAAAAGAAAAAAAAAUGCAUUUUAUUUCAAGUCAAAAAUCCAUACGGUUUGGAUGUUACAUUGCAUCUAGAACUUUGUUUUGCCUCUCUCUCAGUUCAUUGUUGUUGAUUUCGUCGCUUCAUUCAGUGAUGAGGUUGGAUGACGGAGCCCAGCUAAGGAAAAAUUGAUAUCCGAAGGGGUAGUUAGAAAGGGAUUAUAUAUAAGGGCAUAUACAAUUAGUCCCGAAACAAUGAUUAAACACAUCUUAAAAUUUGUAUGACUUGAAUACAAACUUCCGCGUUUUCUUUUUUUUUUUUUUUUGGACAACUUUUUGAAGAUUUAAACAUUGGUAUGACCAUUUUUUUACAAAAUGUGAAUAUCCAAAAGGUUUUUUUUUUUUAUUUUAAAAUAUUAAACUGUUCAUAGAUAACUUUUUUUUUCUUUUUUUUUUUUUUUUGGACAACUUUUUGAAGAUUUAAACAUUGGUAUGACCAUUUGUUUACAAAAUGUGAAUAUCCAAAAGGUUUUAUUUCUAUAGUUUAAAAUAUUAAACUGUUCCAAGAUAACUGUUCCAACUGUUAACUCUGUACUUGCCAAAGUUGGUUUACUCUGUACGUAUCUAAGAUGGCUAACUUUGCAUGUAUCGAAAAAGGUUUAAUCUAUACUUAUCUAAGAUGGUUAACUCUUUGUAAGCAUACUAAUCAUGCACUUGUUUCUUUUGUGAAAUAGUUUUCUGGAUAACAGAUCCUUAAUACGAUUAUGAAAUACAUACAGAGGCAUACAAUAAUUCCUUAACUGCUUUUCGUUUUUUUAAUUUUUAAUAUAAGAAUAACAAAAAUAUGUCUUACUAAUAUGCAAGCAUUAACCUAAAAAUGAGACAGCUCUAGAUGGUAUAAAAUUAGGGAGUUCAAAAAACAUUUUCCAUGUGAUAGUUUUAAAAUUUAAAAUCUAUUCCAUAUAGACUCGUUUCUAAUGUCUCUUGGAACCUGAAGUUUGAAUUUAGCGAAUGACUUAAAGAGAACUUUAAUGUUAGCAACGUUCCCUAAAAGUAUAUAAAACUGCUGACGAUUAUCUGCACACAAUUUAAGGGAGGUUACAUUUUAUAUCAUCUAGCAAUGAUUUAAUUUGUUUUCAAUAUACAAGAAAUGCGUUGAGAACAUACAUUUUUGUGCAAUGGUUUAUUUAUUGGUAUUUUUUAUUGAGCAAGUUUGCAAAGCACACAUUUUUCUGAUGCAACCAUGAAUUAAUAUUUACGUCAUAUACGUUUUUUUUUAAAAUUAGGAUUUUAAUGGAUGCCUUCUCGUCAGCUUUUUUAUAUCUGAUUUAAAAUUUUGUCCAGGUUUACUACGAAGGAGACUCCGUGCCUUCAGGGGACUGCAACAAUUGUACAUGUAGGAAUGGCAAAGUGAAGUGCACCAAAAUAAUUUGUCCUCUCACCUGUAAAUUCAAGGGAGUUGUGAGUUUUAUGUUUAAAUUUAUGUUGCCAGGAAACCAAUUGAAUUAGUCUAUUAUUUUAUAGAAAAAAGUGCAUGUUCUUAAAAAAAAUUGUUUUGACGCGAAUGUCCACUAGGGUAUGGCAUAAGCAAUAAGAUCAUGAACAACCUAUGGCGUUUAGACUCGGAACAACAAUUUAAAAUGUUUAAUAAUUAAACACCAACUACCGUGUUCUUUUUGACAGGCUUUUAUUUAAACAUCGAUAUGAAUAUUAGCUUACAAUAUAUGAACAUCCCACAACUUUUUAUUUUAAAAUCUAAAUAUAUUUUUUCCUCAUUACAUUAUUAUUUCUUCAAUACCAGUUCCAACAUAUCGCUUUUAGAGAUUGUUUAAUAGUUAAAAGUAUUAAAUAUCGGUCAUGAAAAAGAUGCCGGCACAGAAUUUUAAUUCUUUGAGACUUAGUGAAAUUUUAGGUAAGUGGUUUUCAAGAUGAUAAAUCAAAUAUAUUAUGUUCCAAGUGCAUAUACAUUUUUAAAUUAAAUGUUCCGUUUAAAGUAUUUUAAUAUUCUAAGAUGGUAAACCCUGAACAUAUCUUAGAAAAAUAAUUCUACAUGGUAAUACUAAUCGUGCACGUUUAAUCAAUUAUUUUCAAAAAGAAAUCAAUUGUAUUUUCUAGAAAUUUGUUACUUGUGUAAAAUAGUUUACUGGACAACAUAUCAGUAAUGAUACAUUUAAAAUACAAAAGGAGGCAUAUAUUAUCCUCUUAAAUGCUUUUCACUUUUUCUAUUUUUUUUUAAAUAUCUGAAUAAUAAAGAAUUAUAUCUUACUAAUAUGCAAGCAUUAACCUAAAAAUUAAACAACUCUAGAUAAGUAUUUAAAAAAAAUUAGCCUAUAUUUUUCGUAAACUAGUUUUAUAAAUUUUAAAUCUAUACCCUAUAUAUUAGCCUAAUAUGUGUCAUGAAACUGAAAUUUUGAACUUAGCGAAUAAAUUGAAAAAGGUGUUCAAACAUUUGCAUCAAUUCAGAGGAGUUAUUUAAAACUGCUGAAGACUAUAUAAACAAUAUUUAGGGAGCUUAAACUGUAAUUGACAUAGAAAUAUUUAAAGUUUUUUUUAUUAUCCAAGAAAUGCGUUGAACUCUCUUUUCUGUCCAAAAAUUUAUAUACUAGUAUUUUGAUUUAGCUUUAAUUGCAAAGUAAAGAUUUGUAUGAUGCAAACUUAAAUCAUUAUUUAAGUCUUGUUUCCCCCCCACUCCCCCAAACCCAUUUUUUAAAGCAAAAUAAAUAGACGCCCUUUAGCUCAGCUUUCUAUAUCUGAUUUAUUAUUUUUUGCCAGGUUUACUACGAAGGAGACUCAGUGCCUUCAGGGGACUGCAACAAUUGUACAUGUAGACAUGGAAUUGUGGAAUGCACUAAAAUAUAUUGUCCUUCCAUCUGUACAUUCAAUGGAGUCGUGAGUUUGAUAUUUAACAUUGCUUUGCCAGGAACAUUAUUGAAUUAUGAUUUUUUUAAAGAAAAAUGCGUUGAAAUCUCUCUUUUCUGUCCAAAAAUUUAUUUACUGGUAUUUUGCUUUAGCUUUAAUUGCAAAGUAAAGAUUUGUAUGGUGCAAACUUGAAUUAUUUACUUCUUGAUUCCCCUGCUCCCACACAUUUUUUAAAGCAAAAUAAAUAGACGCCCUUUAGCUCAGCUUUCUAUAUCUGAUUUAUUAUUUUUGCCAGGUUUACUACGAAGGAGACUCAGUGCCUUCAGGGGACUGCAACAAUUGUACAUGUAGACAUGGAAUUGUGGAGUGCACUAAAAUAUAUUGUCCUUCCAUCUGUACAUUCAAUGGCGUCGUGAGUUUGAUGUUUAACAUUGCUUUGCCAGGAACAUUAUUGAAUUAUGAUUUUUUUAAAGAAAAAUGCGUUGAAAUCUCUCUUUUCUGUCCAAAAAUUUAUUUACUGGUAUUUUGCUUUAGCUUUAAUUGCAAAGUAAAGAUUUGUAUGGUGCAAACUUGAAUUAUUUACUUCUUGAUUCCCCUGCUCCCACACAUUUUUUAAAGCAAAAUAAAUAGACGCCCUUUAGCUCAGCUUUCUAUAUCUGAUUUAUUAUUUUUGCCAGGUUUACUACGAAGGAGACUCAGUGCCUUCAGGGGACUGCAACAAUUGUACAUGUAGACAUGGAAUUGUGGAGUGCACUAAAAUAUAUUGUCCUUCCAACUGUAUAUUCAAUGGAGUCGUGAGUUUGAUGUUUAACUUUGCUUUGCCAGGAACAUUUUUGAAUUAUAAUUUUUUUUAAAGAAAAAGAUGCAUGUUGUCAAACAUUUCAUUUCACACAAAAAUUCAUGUGGUUUGGAUGUAAAGUUGCAUGAAAAAACGUUUUCACUCUGUCUCAGUUUAAUCGUUAAUUUCGUCUGCUUCGUUCAGUGAACGGCGGAAGAAGUUUGGAUAAGGGAGCUCAGAUAAGAAAUAAAUGAUAUCCGGGAGGGUAGUUAGAAAUGGUUAUGAUUAGGGCAUAUACAAUUAGAUCCGUAACAAUAUACGACGAUUAAACUCGAAACAUCUAAAAAUUGUAUUCAUUAAAUACAAAAUGCUACUUUCUUUUUGACAAUUUUUUUAUAUAAACAUUGGUAUGAUCAUUUAUUUAAAAAAUAUGAUCAUCCCGCAACUUUUUAUUACAACAAGCUGAAGAUAAAUUUGUCCCAAAUUAAUUUUUUAAAAGUUAUUUAAAACCAGUUAAAAUGUAUCGCCUUUUAGAGAUUAUUAGUUGUUAAAAGAUUUAAAUGCAACUCAUUACUAUGCUGCCUCACCACAAUUUUUACCCUCCAAGACUUAGGGACAUUAGGCAAAAGUGGUUUGGAAGAUGUUAUUUUAAAUAUACAACAUUCCAACUGCAAUAGAUUUUUAAAAUAAAUCUAUAGUUUAAAGUAUUGAACUGCUAUAAGAUGGUUAACUCUGUACAUAUGAAAAUUACUUUAUUAUGUAGGUCUCUAAGAUGGUUAUUUCAUUUUCACAUACUAAUGGUGCACUUGCUACUUUUGUGAACAAGUUUCCUAGAGAACAGGGCAGUAAUACGAUAUUAGACAAACAUACGGAGGCCUACAAUAAUUCCUUAAAUGCUUUCGCUUUUCUGUCUUUUAAAUAAAAAAUAACAAAAAAUGUCUUACUAAUAUGCAAGCAUUAACCUAGAAAUUAUACAUCUCUAGAUGUUAUAAAAUAGGGAGUUCAAGAAACAUUUUAAGUGUGAUAGUUUUAUAAUUUAAAAUCUAUUCCAUAUAUAUCCGAUUCUUAUGUCUCUUGGAACUGUAUUUUGAAUUUAGCGAAUGACUUAAAGAGAACUUCCCUUUAUGUAUUUACAACUUUUGAUGAUUAUCUGAAAAAGAAAUUGGAGUUUAAAUUUUAUAUCAUCUAGCAAUGAUUUAAUUUGUUUUAAAUAUACAAGAAAUGCGUUAAAAUCGCUCCUUUCUGUCAAAUGCUUUAUUUAAUGGUAUUUUUUAUUGAGCAAUAUUUGCGAAGCACAUAUAUUUAUAAUGCAAACAUGAAUUAGUAUAUGUUAUAUUUUUUUUUUAAAUAUAGAUUUUAAUGGAUGCGAUCUAGCCAUCUUUGUAUAUCUGAUUUGACAUUUUGUGCAGGUUUACUACGAAGGAGACUCUGUGCCUUCAGGGGACUGCAACAAUUGUACAUGUAGAAAUGGCAAAGUGAAUUGCACGAACAGAAUUUGUCCUCCCACCUGCACAUUUAAUGGAGUUGUGAGUUUUAUGUUUCAUUUUACUUUACGAGAAAAUCAUUUCAAUUAAUCAAUUUUUAAACAAAUAAAUACUUGUUCUUUAAGACUUUACUUCUACGCAAAAUCUGCGCUGUUUUUUUUAUAGCCUUGUAUUUAAUUUAGUUUGUUUCCCUCUCUCGCACAAUUCAUCGUAGUUAAGUUUGUCUACUUCGUUAAGUGAUCGGCGAAAGAAUGCUGGGUAGGGGAUCUCGGAAAAGGAAUGUAUAAUUUGCUGGAUGGUAGUUUGAAAGGGGUUAAGUGUUGGGCAUAUACAUAUAGAUUCGGAACAACAUAUGUUGAUUAGACAGGUAACAACGUUGAAAAAAUGUUGAAUAAUUAAAUACAAACUACCACGUUCUUUUUGAAAACGCUUUUAUUUAAUCAUCAGUAUGACGAUUUGUUUACAAUAUUUGAAUUUCUUACAAUUUUUUUACUUGUUGAAAUAUAAUUCUUUAAGUAACAUUCGAUUAUAUUGUUUUUAGGGGUAAUGUCAUUGUUAAAAGUUUAAAAUAUCGGCCAAGGGUAAUUUGCCUGUACAUAUUUUUAAUUCUAUACAAAUUUAGAGAACUUAGACAAAAGUGAAUUUAAAGAUGCUAAAUCAAAUAAAUUUUUAUUCCAAAUGCAUUUAAGUUUUUAAAUUAAAUCUUAAUUUUAUAGUAUUUAACUGUUCUAGGUUGGUGAACCCUGUACUUAUCAAAAUUGGUUAACUCUUUAAAUAUUAAAGAUCGUUAACUCUGUACUUUUCUAAGAAGGUUAACACUACGUGGGAAUUCUAAUGUUGCAUGUUUCAUCAAUUAUUUUCAAAAAGAAAUCAAUGUAAUUUCUGUAAAUUUGUUUAUUAUGUGAAAUUAAUAACUUGAUAACAAAUCAGUAAUAGUAGAUUUAAAAUACUUUAUUUCUUAACUGCUUUUCGCUCUUUUAUUGUUUAAUAUUGGAACAAUUAACAUAUAUGUCUAAAAAUAUGCAAGCAUGAAAUUAAAAGUUAAACAACUCUAGAUCUGUAUUUAAUAAAAAGUAGAAAAGCACAAUAUUUUCCUUUGAACUAUUUUAUAAUUUUUAAAUCUCUUCCAUUUAUACUGGUUUUUAUGUCCCUUGGAGCUGGAAUUUCGAAUGAAACUAAUGACUAACUGAGAGUUCAAAUUUUUUCAACGUUUCAAAAUAGUUUUUUUUAAAAAUACUGACGACGUUCUGAACAAAUAUUUGGAAAAUUACAUUUUAUAACAUUUAAAAGUUAUUUAAUUUUUUUAAAAAGUUUUUUAAGUAAAAAAAUUUUUUUCUUCUGUUCAAUGAUUUAUUUAUUGGUAAUUUGUUUGAGAAAUAUUUGCAAAUUAAAUAUAGUUUUGAUUCAAACAUGAAUUAGUAUUAAAUUAUUACUAAUUUUUUUUAUUUUUAGAAUUUUAUCUGGAGCCAUCUUGUCAGCUUUGCAUAUAUGAUAUGAAUUUUUUGUCUAGAUUUACAAUGAGGGAGACUCCGUACCUUCCGUGGACUGCAACACUUGUACAUGUAGAAAUGGCAAAGUGAAGUGCACCAAAAUAAUUUGUCCUCCCACCUGUACAUUCAAUGGAGUUGUGAGUUUUAUGUUUCAUUUUCUUUGCCAGGAAACCAUUUGAAUAAAUCAAUUUUGGAUCCAAAAAAUACAUAUUUUAAAAAAUUUACUUUAUGCAAAAAUCCGGGCUGUUUGUUUAUAGCAGUGUAUAAGAUUUAGUUUCCCUCUCUCACCCAAUUCAACGUAGUUAAGUUCGUCUGCUUCGUUUAGUGAACGGUGAAAGAAGGCUUGGUAAGGGAUAUCAUAAAAGGAAUUUAGAAUUUGCAAAAUGGUACUUUGAAAGGGUUUAAGUGUUGUGCAUAUACAUAUAGAUUCGGAGCAACAUCUGGCGUUUAGACUCGUAACAACGUUAAAAAAAAUAUUAAAGAAUUAAAUAUAAACUACCUCGUUCUUUUUUAAAACGUUUUUAUUUAAACAUUUUUAUGACAAUUAGUUUACAACAUCUUUAUCCAAAAGAUAUUUAUUUCAAUAAGCUAAAUAUACAUUUUUUACAUGUUUAAAUGUUAUUUCUUAAAUACCAAUUCGAAUAUAUCGCUUUUAGGAGUUAUUUAUUUAUUAAAAGUUAAAAAUAUUAGCCAAGAGUAAAAUGACUGUACACAUUUUAAGUCUUCUAAAAUUUAGGGAAAUAAGAGAAAAGUGGUUUGGAAUAUGCUAAAUCAAGUUCGUUAAACCUGUACAUUUUAAAAAUGGUUAACUCUGUAAAUAUUAAAGAUCGUUAACUCUGUACUUAUCUAAGAUGGUUAACACUAUGUGGGCAUAUUAAUGCUGCACGUUUCAAUUAUUUUCAAAAAGAAAUCAAUUGUAUUAUUUUUUAAUUUUGUUAAUUCUCUAAGAUUAAUAACGUGAUAACUAAUCAUUAAAAAUAGAAUGAAAAUAAAUGCGGAAGCAUACAAUUUUUACUCAGCUGCUCUCCUUCCUUUUAAUUUUAAUAUUGGAACAAUAAAAAUAUAUGUCUAACAAAUAUGCAAGCAGUAACCAAAUCAUUAAACAACUCUAGAUAUGUAUUUUGUAAGAAGUUGAAAAAAAAAUGUUUUUCCUUGAACUAUAUUAUCUUUUUUUAAUCUAUUCCAUUUAUUCUUGUUUUUAUAUCCAACGGAACUAGAGUUUUGAAUGAAGCGAAUGACUGAAUGAGUUUUAAAAUGUUUUCAACGUUUCAAAAUAGUUUUUAAAACGACUGACGACUAUUUGAAAAAUAUUUAGUAACUUGCAGUUUACAACAUUUAAAGUUAAUUAAUUUUUAAAAAUAUGUAAGUGUUAUUUUCAUUUAUAUUUUUGUUGUGUAAUGAUUUUUUAUUGGUAAUUUGUUUGAGCCAUAUUUGCAAAUUAAAGAUAUUUUUGAUGCAAACACGAAUUAGUAUUUAAGCUAUUCCUAAUUUUUUUUUUAGGAUUUCGUCUGAAGCCAUCUUGUCAGCUUUCUAUAUAUGAUUUGAUAUUUUUUUGUCUAGGUUUACAACGAAGGAGACUCCGUGCCUUCAGUGGACUGCAACACUUGUACAUGUAGAAAUGGCAAAGUGAAAUGCACCAAGAGAAUUUGUCCUCCCACCUGUACAUUCAAUGGAGUUGUGAGUUUUAUGUUUAAAUUCUUUGCCAGGAAACCAUUUCAAUUAAUCAUUUUUAAUAAAAUAAAUAAAUGUUUUUCAGACUUUAAUUUUACGCAAAAAUUUGAGCUGUUUGUUUAUAGCCUUGUAUUUAAUUUAGUUUGUUUCCCUCUCUCGCUCAAUUCAUCUUUGUUAAGUGUUGUCUGCUUCGUUUAGUGAUCGGCGAAAGAAGGCUGGGUAAGGGAUCUCAGAAACGGAAUGUAGAAUUUACACGGUUCCGUGACAAACGCGCACAAGACAAUUGCGCACACGACAAACGCGCACAGACAAUUCCGAAAUGACACAAAUGCGCACAGGACAAACGUGAACACCGAUAGUUGCGCACACGGACAAUGGCGCACACAGACAAAUGCGGACACCGACAAUCCCGCACAGUGACAAAUGCGAACGGUUAUAUAAGCGCACACCGACAAAUGCGCAAAUAGCAAGUUAUGCAUCGCCAAUUUAAAGAUGAUAAUGGAUUUAGUCUUAGUUGGUUUUCAGCCAAAAUACAUCAUGUUUAAAGCUAACAAUAUAUUAAUAAUCAUAAUAAAUGUAAUAAUAAUUGUAUGCAUAUUUAAAAAAAAAUUAACUUUUCAAUGUCUAGACUAAUAGUAUAGUAAUAAAAUGUUCGUUCUAGUAGUACUGCUACGUCAUGAUUUUUAAGAGAUGUCAUUUAAAAAAUUUUAAUUGGAUAUUUAAGUCUUAAUCAGCAUGUUAAACCAUCGUAGUAUGAUGGAAGCUCGUAAAAUGAUUAUUAAACAAAUAACAGCAGUACUACUACUUAAGCAUAUAGUUGAAAAUAAGACGUAUACUUAUACAUUAUACUAAAAAUAACUGUGGUUUUUUUUUUAAUAAAAGAAAGAGGAAUAUUAGUCUUAAAAUAAGAGUUGGCAUUGCACUUUUCUAAAGGCAAAGUACGUUUUAAAACAUGCAUUCAUGCAACCGAUUUGAAAAAUUUUUAUUAGUGAUUAACACGUAGUUUUAUUCCGACCCCUCUUUCAACCCGCAGAUUUAUUAGGUACAUAAUCUUGGUUAUUUAUAGUGUAGAAGGAAGUCCUAAUUGAAUGAUGAAAUUACUGUUGAUAUUUUAUUACACAUAACUUUGCAAUUAGGAUUUAAACUACCAUUAGAACAAUACGCAAACUUAAAAUUAAAGGUUAAAACCAGUUAGCUACGGUUCAGUUAGUUUUAUAUCUUCCACUCUCAUAGUGAAAAAAUUAUUUCGACAUUUAAUAUUUUUUUGUUAGCUACGGUUCAGUUAGUUUUAUAUCUUCCACUCUCAUAGUGAAAAAAUUAUUUCGACAUUUAAUAUUUUUUCUGAAUUAUUUUACAUUCAAUUUCUUUUGUUGUCUAUUUUGUUCCUUUUUUCCUCCAUACUUUGCCUUCCUUUCUGGUACUGAAAACUAUUUGAACUAAAUUAAAUUUAAACAUGUUUUUUUUUGUUUUAAUUAUAGCUUCAUUGUCAGUUUGCGCAUUUGUCGGUGUGCGCUUUUAUAGCCGUUCGCAUUUGUCACUGUGGGCGAUUGUCGGUGUCCGCAUUUGUCGGUGUGCCCCAUUGUCCGUGUGCGCAACUAUCGGUGUUCGCGUUUGUCCUGUACGCAUUUGGGUCAUUGCGGGAUUGUCUGUGCGCGUUUGUCGUGUGCGCAAUUGUCUUGUGCGCAUAUGUCUGGUCACCAAUUUACACGAUGGUAGUUUGAAACGGGUCAAGUGUGGGGCAUAUACAUAUAGAUUUGGAACAACAUAUAGCGAUGAGACUCGUAACAACUUUUAAAAAAUGUUUAAAAAUUAAAUAAAAACUACCACGUUCUUUUUGAAAACGCUUUUAUUUAAACAUCGGUAUGACGAUUUGUUCACAAUAUAUCAAUAUCCAACAACUUUUUAAAUUAGAUAAUUUUUUUUACUUGUUUAAAUAAAAAGUAACGAUCGAAUAUAUCGCUUUUUAGGGGUUAUUUAAUUGUUAAAAUAUCGGUCUCGAGUAAGAAGCCUGUACACAUUUCAAAGUCUUCAUAAAUUUAGUGAAAUUUAAGAAAAGUUGUUUGGAAGAUGCCAAAUCAAAUAUAUUUUAUUCCAAAUGCAUUUAAGUUUGAAAUUAAACCUUAAUUUUAUAGUAUUUAACUGUUCUAGGUUGCUGAACAUUGCACUUAUAAAAAAUGAUAAACUCUGUAAAUAUUAAAGAUCGUUAACUCGGUACUUAUCUAAGAUGGUUAAUGCUUCGUGAGCAUACUAAAGCUGCAUUUUUCAUCAAUUAUUUUCAAAAAAGUAAUCUAUUGUAUUUUCUUGACAUUUGUUAAUUCUGUGAAAUAAUUUAAUGGAAAACAAAUCAUUAAUAGUAGAUUUAAAGUCCAUAAGGUGGCCUACAUUAUUAAUUUCUUAACUGCUUUCCGCUCUUUUAUUGUUUAAUAUUGGAACAAUAAAAAUAUAUGUCAUACAAAUAUGCAAGCAUGAACCUAAAAUUUAAACAACUCUAGAUCUGUAUUUAAUAAUAAUAAGAAAAAAAAACAAUAUUUUCCUUGAACUAUUUUAUAAUUUUUAAAUCUCUUCCAUUUAUACUGGUUUUUAUUUUCCUUGGAAAUUGAAUUUCGAUUGAAGCUAAUGACUAACUGGGUGUUCAAAUGUUUUCAACGUCUCAAAAUAGUUUUUAAAACUGCUUACGACUUUCUAAACAAAUAUAUGGAAUUUUAUAUUAUAAAACAUUUAAACGAUAUUUAAUUUUUUUAAAUGUUUAAGUGAAAACAUUAUUUAAUUUGUUUUUUCUGUUUAAUGAUUUAUCUAUUGGUAAUUAGUUGGAGAAAUAUUUGCAAAUUAAAGAUAUUUUUGAUGCAAACAUGAAUUAGUAUUUAAGUUAUUACUAAAUUGUUUUUUCUUUUUUUCUUAGGAUUUCAUCUGAAGCCAUUUUGUAAGCUUUGUAUAUAUGAUAUGCAUUUUUUGUCUAGAUUUAUAACGAGGGAGAUUCCGUGCCUUCAGUGGACUGCAACACAUGUACAUGUAGAAAUGGCAAAGUGAAGUGCACCACCAGAAUUUGUCCUCCCACCUGCACAUUCAAUGGCGUUGUGAGUUUUAAGUUUAUUUUUUCUUUGCCUAGAAAAAAAUUAAUUUGGUGUUUAAAAAAAUAUACAUGUUAAAGACAUUACUUAUACACAAAAAUCCACGCUGUUUUUAUAUAACCUUGUAUUAAAUUCCCACCCCCGCUCACUCACUUAUUCGUAGUUAAGCUCGUCUGCUUCGUUCAAUAACGGUGAGAGAAGGAACGGUUAGGAAACUGAGAUAAGAAAUGUAGGAUAUGUGGGGGGGGGGGGGUGCUCACUCACUUAUUCGUAGUUAAGCUCGUCUGCUUCGUUCAAUAACGGUGAGAGAAGGAACGGUUAGGAAACUGAGAUAAGAAAUGUAGGAUAUGUGGGGGGGGGGGAGGGGUUGUUCCAAAGUGUUUAGGGGCAAGGCAUGUGCAGUUUGACUUAGAACACCAUACGAAGAUUAGUCUGGCGACGACAUUUAAAACGUUUAAAAAUUAAAUACAAACUAACGCAUUCUUUUUUUUUUACUUCGCUUUUAUUUAAACAUCGACAGGACAAUUUGUUAACAAAAUAUGAAUGUCCCAAAAGUUUUGAUUUCAAUAAACUAAACAAUUUUUAUCGUAUUUAAUUAUUAUUUAUUGAAUACCAUUUUAAAUAUAGCGCUUUUAUAUUAUAUUAAAUUGUUAAAAGUUUAAAAUAUCACUCCAAAAAAACACCUGAACAAACUUUUUUAUUCUUUGAGUAAGGGAAUUAGAGAAAAGUUGUUUGGGCGAUGUUAAUUCAAUAUAUUUUAUUCCAAAUACAAUUUGAAAUACAUACUGAGGUCUACAUUAAUUUCUUAACUGCUUUUCGCUUUUUCCCCAUUUUCACUUUUUAAUAUCGGAAUAUUUUUAGAAAAAAUAAGUCAAGCAUUAACGUAAAGUUUAAACAAAUCUACAUCUUCAUUAAAUAAUGAGUUCCAAAACAACAAAUAUCUUUUUUUUUCUUGAAAUAAUUUUAUAAUUUUCAAUACAAUUCCAUAUACACUUGUUUUUUCAUGUUUCUUGGAACUGGCAUUUUGAAAGAAGCGAAUGACUGCAGGAGAGUUCAAAUGUGUGCACCGUUUCAGAUUACUUAUUAAAACUGCUGACAUCGACCUGAACAACAUUUUGGAACUUUCAUUUUAUAUCAUUUAGAAGUUGUUGUUUUUUUUUUAAAUGCCAAAAUAAUAUUUUUUUCCCACUAUUUUCUAUCCAGAGAUUUAUUUAUUUGUGUAAAUUAAAUUUACAUUUAUUAGCAUUUAAAAUGAAGCUAUCUUGUCAGAUUUGUAUACCUGAUUUGAAAUUUGGUUUCCAGGUUUACAACGAGGGAGACUCCGUGCCUUCAGGGGACUGCAACACUUGUACAUGUAGAAAUGGCAAAGUGGAGUGCACAAACAUAAUUUGUUCUCCAACCUGCACAAUCAAUGGAAUUGUGAGUUUUAUUUUAAAUUUGUAUUAAGUUUAUUUUAAAUUCGACUCACACAUAGUUCAUCGUAGUUACUUUCGUCUGCUUCAUUCAGUAUGCAGCGGAAGAAAGUUGAGUAGCGAAGCUUAGAAAAGAAAUGAAAUAUUUGCGGGAAGGUAGUGCCAAAGUAUUCGGGGCAUUUUAUGUGCAAUUAGACUGGGGAAUUAUAUGGCUCUUAGACUCGGUAACAACAUUUUUAAAUGUUGAAUAAAUAUACUAACUUCUUAAUUUUUUGAAAUGUUUUUUUUUAAUUUUCGGUAAGUUGAUUUUUUUUUAGGAAUUAAAAUGAUGCUCUAUUGUUAACUUUGUAUAUUACAUUUGAACUUUUGUGUCCAGGUUUACAACGUGGGAGACUCCGUGCCUUCAGGGGACUGCAACACUUGUACAUGUAGGAAUGGCAAAGUGGAGUGCACCAACAUAAUUUGUCCUCCCACAUGUACAAUCAAUGAAAUUGUGAGUUUGAUGUUUAACUUAUUUUGCCAGACAAACAAUUGAAUUAUUAAAUAGUUUUAAAGACAAAAAUAUAUCAUAAAGUUUAAAUAUCUACGAAAAAGAUCCACAUUGUUUCUCCAUAACAUUGUUUUAAGUUUAUUUUGAAUCCAUCUCUAACUUAAUUCAUCGUCGUUACGUUCAUCUGCUUCGUUCAGUAAGUGGCAGAAGAAGGUUGGUUAGUUGAGCUUAGAAAUGAAGUGAAGGAUUUUCGGGAAGUUAGUUUUAAAAUUUUUCAGAGAAGGUCAUAUGCAUUAGACUGGGAACAUCAUACUGCAAUUAGGCUCGGAAAAAGAUUUUCCAAUUUAGUGAGCAUACAUUUUAUAGCAUCUAGCAUUUAUUUAAUUUUUUUUACACGUCAAAGUAAUAAUUUUAUUAUACUAUUUUGAUCUAUCAAGAUUUUUGUGUUGGUAAUUUGAUUGAGCAAUAAUUGUAAAGUAAUUUUUUGUUAAAAUUCGAACAUAAAUUAGUAUUUAAUUGAUGACUAAAUUAUAUUUUAUUAGGAUUUAAAGUUCCGCAGUUUUGUCAGCUUGGUUAAUCUGAUUUGAACUUUUGUGUCCAGGUUUACAACGAGGGAGACUCCGUGCCUUCAGGAGACUGCAACACUUGUACAUGUAGAAAUGGCAAAGUGGAGUGCACAAACAUAAUUUGUUCUCCCACCUGCACAAUCAAUGGAAUUGUGAGUUUUAUUUUAAAUUUGUAUUAAGUUUAUUUUAAAUUUGACUCACACAUAGUUCGUUACUUUCGUCUGCUUCAUUCAGUAUGCAGCGGAAGAAAGUUGAGUAGCGAAGCUUAGAAAAGAAAUGAAGUAUUUGCGGGAAGGUAGUGCCAAAGGUAUUCGGAGCAUUUAUUAUGCAAUUAGACUGGGGCAUUAUACGGCUCUUAGACUCGGAACAACACUUUUAAAUUGUUAAUAAAUUAUAUUAAUUUCUUAAUUUUUUUAAAUUGUUUUUUUAAAUUUUCGGUUAGUUGAUUUUUUUAAGGAUUUAAAUUGACGCUGUCUUUUUAACUUUGUAUAUUACAUUUGAACUUUUGUGUCCAGGUUUACAACGAGGGAGACUUUGUGCCUUCAGGGGACUGCAACACUUGUACAUGUAGAAAUGGCAAAGUGGAGUGCACCAACAUAAUUUGUUCUCCAACCUGUACAUUCAAUGGAAUUGUGAGUUUUAUUUUAAAUUUGUAUUAAGCUUAUUUUAAAUUUGACUCACACAUAGUUCAACGUAGUUACUUUCGUCUGCUUCAUUCAGUACGCGGAAGAAAGUUGAGUAGCGAAGCUUAGAAAAGAAAUGAAGUAUUGCGGGAAGGUAGUGCCAAAGUAUUCGGGGCAUUUCAUAUGUAAUUAGACGGGGCAUUAUACGGCUCUUAGACUUGGAACAAUAUUUUUACAUUUUGAAUAUUUUAUACUUACUUCCUCAUUUUUUUUAAACGCUUUUUUGAAAAUGUCGGUUAGUUGAUUUUUUAAAGGAUUUAAAUUGACGCUCUCUUGUUAACUUUGUAUAUUACAUUUGAACUUUUGUGUCCAGGUUUACAACGAGGGAGACUCCGUGCCUUCAGGGGACUGCAACACUUGUACAUGUAGAAAUGGCAAAGUGAAGUGCACCAAAUUAUUUUGUCCUGACACCUGUACAUUUAAUGGAGUUGUGAGUUUGUAAUACCUGUUUCACAUUUUUACAAUAAGCAAUAGUUUUUCAGUUGACUUGAUUCUUAGUUCUUAAGGACUUUGGGGAAUAAAUUAUUCUGCAUUAUUCUUUUCGUUUUAAGAAAAAAUUUAAAAUCUGUACAACUGAUAGUUACAUAAAAGGAUGAUAUAUUUACGUUAACUAAAAGUAAUGUACUUCAAAUGCAACUGAUCAUUUAUGUGACAUAAGCUUGUACAAGUUUUUGUGUAUAUAUAUUUAAUAUAAUUUUUUAUAGCUCGUUAUAGAAAAAUUUAAAUGUAGUUAAAAAAUGAUGGUUUGAAACAAGUAGCGUCAUUUUUUAAGGAGCAUUAGUAUCCAGAAUUUCUACGAGAGAUAUCACAUGCCUUUAGGGUUCUGUUACAUCUGUACAUGUGAAAAGGUCAAAAUGGUGUUCACCAAAAUAUUUUGUCCCUUUUUUAUGUACCUUCAAUGGAAUUGCAAGUUUUAUUGUUAACAAUUUUUGCUUAGACCAAACAGUGUAGCUGAAAAGUGUGUUUUUGUGUUGUAUUUUGUUGGAUUUAUUUUUAAUUUACUUUUUUGUCUGUGUUGUUGUUUUUUUUCUGGGGGUAUCGAAACGUUCUUUUUUUCAUCAAUUAUUAGAAAAAAAAGUUUUUUUAAAGGCUUUCUCUGGACUCCAAAAUACAUGGGAUUAGUAAGUGAGGUUGUAGCAUAAUUUUGUAUUUAUCACAUGUGAUUCUCUCGCUCUGUUGAUGAUAGUUGAUCGCGUCUUCUUCGUUUAAUGAAAGCCGGGAGAUUGUUGGGUAAGGAAGCUCAUAUUUUAGAGUUGUAGGAUUUUGAGCAGGAUGGUUCCGAAGUUUUUACGGGCUGAACAUACUGCAAUUAGACUUGUAAAUACGUACGUCUCACUAAGCUUCUAAAAUGCUACAGUCGUUAAACUCGAGUUUUGAAAUAAUUUUUUUUCGUUAUUAAACAGUCAAGUUCAUUUUUACCAGGAUCUUUAUUAAGCAUUCUAUAUAUAAAAAAUGAAAUAAUACUACCUUUGUCCAUACUUUAAAGAUUACAAUUUUAAUACUUAAAAAUAGAACAUAAAAAUAUAUCUUACAUUAGGAUUUCUAUUAAAGACGAAUUUAAAAUAAAACAAAAAUUAGAAAAUAAAUACAUUUUUCUUAAAAUGCAUGACGCAAAGAAGUUUGUGCAAAAAUAUUUUAUAUUUAAUAAGAAUAAAACAUUUGAAUUCGCCUGUUUGUAAUUCGAAUCCUUAGGGUAAAUAAAGUGCUAAUCUUCACCCCCAUAGAGUAUUUCUUUCUUUUUAUUUACCCCCAUUGGUUUUUUUUUUUUUUUUUUUUUUUUUUUUUUUUUUUUUUUUUUUGGGGGGGGGGGGGGAAUUCAAUUCGUAAACUAAGUAAUAUGUUGCUUACAAGACGUGUCACAAGUUUUCAAUCACUAUCCAAUGCUCGUUUUUAUGAUAAAACAUCAAAAUCAAAACCAAUCAAUUAUAUACAUUGAUAUUUCUGUCCACCAAAAUUGUGUUAAUCCAAUAAAGUGUAGAUUUGUGAGAUUUUCCUUUUUACUCUAGGUCUACAAGGAGGGUGAGAUGUUUUCCUUGGACAACUGUAACACCUGUAUCUGUAGGGGUGGACUGAUUGGCUGUACAAAGAAAGUGUGUCCACCGGGAUCCUGCUUCAAAGACGGUGUGGUAUGUAGUGGGUCUUUAUCAGAUUUAAUCAUAACAAAUUAUUUUAUUUUAAGUAUUAUAUUUCACUUUUUUUUAACAGCCGCUGAGAGACUUUUUGUAAGUAUUCUAAGGAAAGUAGAAAUUAGCAAUUUAGUAUACCUUAAACAGGACACAGCAAGAACAUUCAUCUCUUUUUGUUACUUUGAUUUUUUUAAAUAAAAUAAAAUGUUGAUUUUCUAACAGAUAUUAAGCGUAUUGAUAAGUGUCUGUCGUAUUUUAGACGUCGUAUUUUAGACAUCUUAAAAUGUGUUUCAAAAUAAUCUGUCUCUCCAAGACGUAGGAAAAUAGGUUCAUGUCUGUCUGACAUUUUUAUGUCACUGAUUUGUACAGAUUGUACAAUUUUUCAUUUAUAUUUUAUUAUUUAAAAUUAUUACUUUUUAAUUCAGCACCUCGGUGUAUCUUAAAUGACAUGCUUUAAAUGGUAUGUCUUAAAAGAUUUGUCUUAAAAUGGUGUCUCUUAAAUUUUGUGUCUUAAGUAGGGUGUCUUAAACUGGGUUUUUUUUUCAGUGAUAGGCAGUGGAUACCUAACGAUUUUUUUUUACUUUCAUUAUGUUCAUAAGGUGUACAAUGAUGGCGAGUUGGUACCAUCAGGAGACUGUAACACAUGUUCUUGUAAUAAUGGAAUCAUUGUGUGUACCAAAAUUGGAUGUCCAGUAACAUGUACUUUCCAAGGAAUUGUAAGUAUAUUGUUAUUGUUUUUUGGUCCUGUAAGUUAAAACAGCAUAGGAAAACCGAAGUUCAUGGACUGAAAGAGAUCGAACUUAAAUAUUUCAGAAAAUUCAGAAUUUGAUCCUGUCAUCCAUAGCUUAAAAUGUCGUACAAUAGCUUUACAAAUGAUAUCAUACUUCGGAUAGAGAGUCCUGAUAGGACAUAUAUUAUGAAAGUGUAAAAAUUAAAAAAAUUAAAUACAAAUAUUUUUGUUCUCUCCUUCAAUAUUUUUAUUUCAGCAUCGUUUUUACGACUUGUUUAUAGCAUCUGUGUGCCAAAGUAAUUUUUUAUUGGACAAAGAUAAAAUUGUUCAAAAUUUUUUUUACGGCUUUUAGAGAAUAUUUAAUGAUUGAAAGAUUAUACUGUCUUGCAAUUCUAAGCCGCCCUUAUGCAAUUUUUAACUCUUUCAGAUCCUGGGGAAAUUAAAGAAAUAUGUUUGGGAAGAUGUUAAUACAAAUACAGUUCAUUCCAAAUGCAACAGAUUUUUUCAAAUAAUUAUCAGUUUAAAGUAUGUAACUUAUAUAAGAUUGUUACCUAUGUAGAUAUCAAAAUCGUAAACUUUUAGGUAUCUAAGAUGGUUACCGCUUCGUGGUCAUACUAAUGGUGCACGUUUCAACAAUUAUUUUAAAAUCGAAAUCAAUUGAAUUUUCUUGAAAAGUGUUACUUUUGAGACAUAAUUUGCUGGAUGAAAAAACCGUAAUAAGAUAUUUAAAAUAUAUACAGAGGCCUACUUUAAUUUCUUAACUGAAUUUUAACUUUUUGACGUCAGAAUAAUAAAAAAAAAUUAAUGUCUCACUAAUAUGCAAGAAUUAACCUAAAAUUUAGGAACUCUAGAUCUGUAUUUAAUAGGAAGUUGUAAAAAUAUAUUUUGUUUUUCAUUCACUAAUUUUAUAAUUUUCAAAUCUUUUCCAUUUAUGCACGUUUUCUUAUAUUUCUUGAAACUGGAAUUUUGAAUUUAGCGAAUGAAUUAAAAAGUCCCCAAUUUUUUGCAUCGUGCCCCAAUGAGUUUUUAAACCUGCUGACUACUAUCUUAACAACAAUUUGGAGCUUACAUUUUUAUAUCAAUCUAGAAGUUAUUUAAUUUUUUUAAUGCAAAGUAAUUCGUUGAAAUCACUCUUUCAUCCCAAAGAUUUAUUUAUUGGUAACUUGUUUGAGCAAUAAUUGCAAAGUAAAUAUUUUUAUAAUGCAAACAUGAAUUUGUGUUUAUGUUAUCAGUAAUUUUUUAUUAGGAUUUCAUUGGACGCCAUCUGUCAACUUUGUAUAUCCGAUUUAAUUUUUUCUGUCCAGGUUUAUUACGAGGGAGACUCUGUGCCUUCAGGGGACUGCAAUAAUUGUACAUGCAGCAACGGCAGCGUGGUGUGCACCAAAAUGUUUUGUCCUAUCACCUGUACAUUUAAUGGAGUUGUAAGUUUGUAAUAUCUGCUUCACAAUUUGUCUACAAACAAAAAUGUUUCUGAUGACUUUGCUUUUCAGACCGAGGUUAAGGAGGGGUGGGGGGAGGGGACUAUUAUUCUUUUCAUUUUUAGUAUAAACUUUAAGAUCUGUACCACUGUUAGUUAAAUAAAAGAAAUAUUUUUAAUGUAAACUACAAUCAAAUUACUUGAAAUACUACUGAGUAGUUUAGGUAACGUUUGGCUAGUACAAGGUUUAUGUAUGUGCUAUAUAAAUGUUAAUAGUUCUUCAAAGAAAAGGAUUCAAAUUUAGGCUGCCUGUUUUAAAAAUGAUGGUUAAAACAAAUUGUCAUUUUUUUUAAAAGAGCAUUUGUGUCCAGAAUUUCUACGACGGAGAUCACAUACCUUAAGGGGGAAUGUUACACAUGUACAUGUAGAAAGGUCAAUGUGGGGUGCACCAAAUAAUUUUUUUCUUUCACAUGCACCUUCACUAGUGUCGCCGAAAAGUGUAAGUGUGUGUGUGUGGGGGGUUUGAAGCGUUCUUAAAAUAGUCAAAUACUUGUUAGGGACAUAAAAUUGGAACGUAGCAUAAUUUUGUUUUUGCCACUCGUGAUCCUCUUGCUCAGUUAAUGGUGGUAGAUCGCUUAUUCAUCGUUCAGUGAUCGUCAGGAGAAGGAUGGGUAGGGGAGCUCAGAUAAGAUUUGUAUGAUUUUUGGAGAGGGUGGUUCCGAAGUCGCUAGGGUUGAGGCCUACUGCAAUUAGACUCAAAAUACAAAUGGCUUAUGACCGGGGUUCUAAAACGCUGAAUGUCUUUAAAACCAUCCUUUGUCUUGUAUGACGUUUUUAAGAGAUAAGUCCAUGUAAUGAGGAUUUUUUUGUAAGCUUUUGUGGUAUAAAAAGUUAAAUAAUUCUACUUUAGUCAAUAAUUUAACAAUUACGAUUUUCAUACUUAAAAGUAGAACAUAGAAAAUAUUUUUUUUAAAUUUUUUAUGAUUUCCUUCUAAUACGAAUUUAAUCCAAAAAAGAAAGAAAAAAAAACAGAAAAAAAAGAAAAAAAAAAAAUUAAUUUUUAUUAAAAUGCAUGACCAAAAAGAAAGUCUGUGCAGAUUUAUUUAAAAACUCAGGAAAAUAUAACAUUGAUAAUAAUUUAAAAAUUACGAUUUUCAUACUUAAAAGUAGAACAUAGAAAAUAUUUUUUUUAAAUUUUUUAUGAUUUCCUUCUAAUACAAAUUUAAACCAAAAAAGAAAGAAAAAAAAACAGAAAAAAAAGAAAAAAAAAAAAAAUUAAUUUUUAUUAAAAUGCAUGACCAAAAAGAAAGUCUGUGCAGAUUUAUUUAAAAACUCAGGAAAAUAUAACAUUGAAAUCUCUUAUAAUUCUAAUUCCAAUUCUUUGGAUACAUAGUGUUCAUCUGCCCCCCUUUUACAAUAUUUCUUUCUUUAUAUGUAUUUAGUUUUUGUGGGGACAUUCAAUUCGUAAACUAAGAAAAAUGUUUCUUGCAAGACGUAUGACAUGUUUUAAGUGAACAUCUAAUGCUUAUUUUUAUGAUGAAACAUCAAGAACAAAAUCAAUCAAUUAAACACAUUGAAAUUGAUGUCACCAAAGUCAUGUCAUUCUCAUAAUGUGUACAAUUUUGAGAUUUUACUUUUUUACUCUAGGUGUACACGGACGGAGCCCAGGUUCCUGUGGACGCCUGUAACACCUGCAUCUGCAGGGGUGGACAGAUUGGCUGUACCAAGAUAGCGUGUCCGCCAGGCUCAUGUUCUAAAGACGGCUUGGUAUGUAGAGGGGCUUUUCAGAUUUAAUAAUAAGUUAUGUGGUACAUUUCUUUCACAUCUGCUGGGAGCCUCUUUGACAAGGAUUCUACGAAACGUAGAAAUUAGAAAUAUUAUAUAAUUUAUAAGGUACAUUGGGUAGAACAAUUAACUCCCUUUGUUGUUUGUUUGUUGUUUUUUUUGUGGUUUUUUUUAAGUAAUAAAAUGCGAGCCGUUAAAGUGUCUGUCGUCUUUAGACGUUUUAAAAUGUUUCAAACUAAUCUGUCUCUUUCCAAGACGUAGGAAAUUAGGUUCAAGACAGACAGGCUUGUUUUACCAAUGAUUUGUACAGAUCACAUAAUUCUUAGGUUAUAUAUUAUAUAUUUUAUUUUAAAAUUAUUACUUUUAACUUCAGCACAUUGGUGUUUCUUAAAUAACAUGCCUGAAAAUGUUGUCUUAAAAUGGUGUCUCUUAAAAUGGCGCGUCUUAAAUUGGGUGUCUUAAAUUGGCGCUUUUUUUUUUUUUACAUGGCAUUGGGUAGCUAAAGUUUUGUUCUGACUUUCAUUAUAUUCAUCAGCUGUACAAUAAUGGCGAGUCGGUGCCAUCAGGAGACUGUAACACGUGCACUUGUAAUAAUGGAAGCAUUGUGUGUACCAAAAUAGGAUGUCCAGUAACAUGUACUUUCAAAGGAAUUGUAAGUUUAUUUUUAUCUUUUAUUUUUUAAAGUUAUAACAAGAUUGGAAAACCGCAGUUCAUGGACUUAAAUAGGGUUAACUUGAAUAUUUAAGAAAAUUCUGUAUUGGAGCAUCUCAUCCGGAGAUAAAACUAUCGUACGAUGGCUUUAAAAAUGACAUUUCUUACUUUUGCUUGACAUUCCUUAUAGAAGGACAGACAUUGGGAAAGUAUAUAAAUGUAUAAAUGUUAAACAAUUAAACACAAACUACUCUGUUCCUUCAGACAAUGUUUUUAUUUAAACAUCGGUAUUACAAUUUAACAAAAUCUGUGUACGCCGAAACUUUUUAUUUCAAUGAGUUUAAUUUGUCCUAAUUUUUUUCUUUUUUUUUUUCUUCAAUACCAGUUGGAAUAUAUCGCAUUAUGAGAUUAUUCAAUUGUUGAAAGAUUAACAUGUCUCGCAAGACUAAGCCGCCUGCAUACAAUUUUAACUCUUUUAGACUUAGGGAAAUUUGAUCAAAGUGGUCUUGAAGUUGUUCAUUAAAAAAUAGUUCAUUCUAAAUUCAAUCGAGUUUUAACAUUUAUCUUCAGUUUAAAGUUCUUAACCUAUCUAAGAUUGUUAUCUCUGUAUUUAUCAAAGAUAGUUAACUCUGUACUUAACAAAGAUGGUUGACCCUAUAAAUAUAUAAUCUGGUUAACUCUGUACAAAAUCGUUGCAUUUACUCAUGUUUCUAGGUGUACCAUGAGGGUGACCGCGUCCCCGUGGACCCCUGUAACACAUGUAUCUGUAGGAACGGACUGAUUGGCUGUACCAAAAAAGCGUGCCCUUCAGGU
Molecule: messenger RNA, 24808 nt
Organism: Lymnaea stagnalis (great pond snail)
Lineage: Eukaryota; Metazoa; Mollusca; Gastropoda; Lymnaeidae
Source: the annotation of a GenBank genome assembly